AUGGCGCCCACCGGCUCCCGAGGGCACGCUGCGGUGAUAGCCUGGCUGGACUCCACGCUGGGCCACGGGGCGGGAGCGACGCGCGGCCCCUGCUCUCAGGAGGACGUGUCGGACUCGCUCGAAGGCGAUGCGUUCGCGGACGUCUCCGUAACGUACACGAACUUCAUGCACGGCGAGAUCGGCUCCACGGUCAAGUACAGGGCGGGCCCGGCACCGCUGGCGCCCCCGCGGCUCUACGGCGACCUCGGAGGGCCCAUUCCAGAGGCAGACGCGGGCAUUGCUGGGAGCAAGAAGGGCGCCUGGGUUGCAACGAUGUCCGGGCUGGCGAUGGUGGCCGCCGCGCUCGCCGGCGCCGCGGGCGUCGUCGUUCUGGGCCGUCGCCGCCUUCCCGCCACCGCGGGGCUCCUGGACACCGCACCAGAGUACGGGCUCGUGGCGGAGAGGGCCGCGGCCGCCUGCCCCAACAGCGGCACGGCCUCGCGGCGGGGCUGGGGCCUCGAGCCGGGGCUGGCCCAGGAAGCGGGGCAGGAGUCCUCAGAGCUCUUCCAGUUGCGCUGGGACGGCUCGAUCUUCUCGACGGACGUCCUGGAGGAGCUCAAUGAGCAGGAACGCGGCAGCUUCGCCAGCCCCCGCAAGGAGCUCCUGGCGGCGAAAGACCUCCUGCAGUCCCAUUCGGGAAAGGUCCGCGAGAAGCUCGCCGCUGCGCGGCGUCUCGCCGCCACCAGCCGCCAGCGCUUGGCCAAGAAGCGCAAGGGCGGCGACGGCGACGCCAAAGACCCCGCGCAGGCUGUUCGUGUUGCCCCAGCAGCCCCAGCCGAGAAGGCAGAUGACCCCCCGCUGGCUGCUGCUGCCGCCAAGCUGAGCCAGGCCAAGUUCAAGGCGGCCGAGCAGGCGACCGCAGCUACGGCAGCUCGCGGUGCCUCAGGCUCGGCUGGCCCAGGCGCGGCGCCGCCCGACGCCGAGGACCGCGACCUGGGAUCGUCGGCGACGCCCCCGCUGCUCGAGCUGCGGCUGCUGAACGUCGCCGCGCCGCCGCUGAGUGACGCCGCGUGGUACAGGAUGUCGUUGCACGAGCUGCUGCGCGGCGUCCAGGCCCCCGGCAAGGCGGAGAACGCCGCCGACGCCGACGGCGCCGCGGAGGCGGACAAGGCCGUCGAGGCCGCCUGCCGCGGCAUCGCGGGAGCUGUCGGUGGCGGCGAGCCAGAUGGCCCCAAGGUGGUCGCGCCCAGGCUGCGCACGGAGCCCUUCACGGCGGCGAUAACUGGCGCCGCCAGCCAACGUCCAUUGGAGCCGCUGGGCAUCCGAAGCGAGGCGCUCCUGGCCGCCACUGCGCAGCGCCCCACCAGGUUUGGGGAGAGGCCGGCCAAAGGCCCCGGACUCGCGCGCGGCCUGGUGCAGGCGGCGAAGGACCGGCUGAGCCAGCUGGGGGGCCUCUCGAUGCCGCAGGUGGUCCUGGAGCUGCCCCUCGAGGAGCAGGCUCUCGACUCCGGCGGCGUGGCCGGGCCCAUCGCCCUGAGGAACGGAGACUACUCUGGCUGGACCCUCCCCAUGCAGGACCGCCACACGAGAAGUUUCGUGUCGCACAAGGUGGGGGCCUUUGACCGACAGACCCUGAAGCUGUGGUUCGGCCAGCUGUGCAGCCUCAAGUGGAACAGGCCCGUCAUCAACGGCAGGCUGCUGCCCCGCAGCGCCGCGUGGAUGACGCAGCAGGGCUGCGCCUGCACGUACAGGUACAGCGGGACGUCCUGGCCAGCCCAGCAGAUGGAUCCGUGGUUCCUGGAGAUCACCAAGCGCGUGUGCGCCGAGUGCGGCAUCACCGACAUCCCGAAUUGCUGCAACGUCAACUUGUACGAGGACGGCAAGCAGACGGUGGGGUGGCACUCGGACGACGAGCCCCUGUUCGACUCCCUGACCCAAGACACCCUCAUCAUAUCGCUGUCGCUGGGCGCACAGCGCACCUUCCUGAUCAGGCCCAACGCGGACCAGUCGCAGGUGACCAAGGUCGUGCUCGCGGACGGCGACAUCAUGACCAUGGAGGGGCUGACGCAGAAGCACUACAAGCACAGCGUCAUGCCCGAGUCGAACGUCUUAUCCCCGCGCAUCAACCUCACGUGGCGGUGGGUCCGGAGGCACGAGGCCGCGUGCCCGAUGCGGGCCAAGACGGCGCCAGGUCUCGCCAGGCCGUCCAUGAGGACGUACGCCAUGGACCCGCUGAAGGCCACCGUGAGCCAGUUCUCCCAGCGCCUCUCCGCGAAGCUGGGGACCGCGAGGGGGAGCUUUAUGAGCAGGGCGGCCGCCGGGCUGACCGCCAAGAAGCCGCCGCUGGCGAACCCCACGGCGCGGGCGGCGGGGAACGACGCCCGCACGCAGCGCAGGCCCGCCACAGGCAACCGGGAGCCCAGCCGGCGCCGCGGCGCGGCGGCGCGCAGCGGCUCCCGCAGGCAGAGGCACCGGAGCCGCCCCGCGCCGCGCAGGCGGCGAGACGCCAGCGCAGACGUCGGGCGCAAGAAGGGUGAACGGGACAAGCGUUCUGCAUCUAGGCAGCGGCGCGGAGAACGCUUACCCAGGGCCAGCGGCCGCGGCAACCUGCGGCCGCUGCGCAGCGGCCGCGGGGAGGACGCCGCCACGUCGGCCCUCAGGCGGGGCGACCGGCGGGAGGUGGACGACGAGAAAGAGGCGCGGAGGCGGCGCGGCGGCGCGGGCAGCGACCGGGAGGAACAGGCGAAGAAGCCGCGGGUCGAGCGGUCGGACUGCGACAGGGAGAGGCGCGCGCCGCGGGCCUCGCCAGGCCGGAGGGGCGACGAGGCGAGGGCGUCGCCGCCGCCGUCGCGGGGGCCGGACGGCAAGCCAGGCGCGGGUGGUGACUUCGAGGCCCGCAUUGCCGCCGGGGUCCAGAACGCGGUGAAUCAGGAGCUCUCCCGGCAGGCGAGAAGCCGGCGCAGCGGGAGCCCGACGAAGCGCGGCGGCGCCAGGCACCUGGCUGGGAGAAGCAGGAGCCGCCGCGACAGGCCAGGCGGCCGAGGCGCAGCCAGCAGACAGCCAGCAGCCAGUGGCGCCGCGGAGCGGCGCGAACCGACGCCGCCACCAUGUCGCGGGGUCAACGCCAGGAAGGACAUGCCAAGAAGGCGGCGUGACGACAAGCAACCUCGGCAAGAUCGGUCUUCACCUGGACGCGGGCACAAGGGGCUGAUGUGCAAGGGAUUACGCUGCACACGUCGGGGGUCAUGA
Molecule: messenger RNA, 3228 nt
Organism: Prorocentrum cordatum
Lineage: Eukaryota; Dinophyceae; Prorocentrales; Prorocentraceae
Source: the annotation of a GenBank genome assembly